Messenger RNA from Onthophagus taurus, 2159 nucleotides. It is a transcript of the gene Lis-1, whose product is annotated as LisH and WD40 domain-containing Lis-1. Gene Ontology annotation, biological process: retrograde vesicle-mediated transport, Golgi to endoplasmic reticulum; endoplasmic reticulum to Golgi vesicle-mediated transport; intracellular protein transport. Gene Ontology annotation, molecular function: protein binding. Lineage: Eukaryota; Metazoa; Arthropoda; Insecta; Coleoptera; Scarabaeidae. The record is from RefSeq and is a predicted model, not a curated record. Gene Ontology annotation, cellular component: COPI vesicle coat.
UAUUAGAGUGUCGUCGAGAGGUGUGUAUCGUUCGUGUUGAUUUUCAGUGUUUUAAUCGUGUACGAAGAGGAUUUUUACCCGCAAUACGUUUCCUGUUUAACUGUAAUGCAAUAUCCUUUGUAGGAUUUUCUCUUGCUUAAGGAACUCUAACAUGAAAAUGGUUUUGUCCCAACGGCAGCGAGAAGAGCUUAAUAAGGCGAUCGCUGACUAUUUGAAUAGCAAUGGCUACAAAGAUGCCUUGCAGGCGUUUAAAAAGGAGGCGGAUAUGCCCGGAGAAGUCGAUCGAAAGUUUGGCGGUCUUCUCGAAAAGAAAUGGACGGCGGUCAUUCGCCUUCAAAAGAAAGUGAUGGAACUCGAAACGAAAUUGAGCGAGGCCGAGAAAGAAUAUAUCGAAGGAGCCCCGACUAGAGGGAAACGAUGCCCGUCUGAAUGGAUUCCAAGACCGCCCGAAAAGUUCUCACUAAGCGGUCACCGAGCCCCCGUGACACGAGUAAUUUUCCACCCGCUUUUUAGCGUGAUGGUAUCGGCCAGCGAAGACGCAACCAUCAAAGUGUGGGAUUUCGAAUCGGGCGAGUACGAGCGCACCCUCAAGGGUCACACCGAUUCGAUUCAAGACAUCGCCUUCGACUCAACAGGAAAAACAUUGGUCUCUUGCAGCGCGGACAUGUCGAUUAAGUUAUGGGAUUUCCAGCAAACGUUCGAUUGCGUCCGAACGAUGCUCGGGCACGACCAUAAUGUAUCGAGCGUCGCUUUUAUGCCAGCGGGGGAUUUCGUCGUUUCAGCCAGUCGAGACAAGACGAUUAAAAUGUGGGAUGUAACCACCGGGUAUUCGGUUAGGACGUUUGUUGGGCAUCGAGAAUGGGUUAGAAUGGUUCGACCAUCCCCCGAUGGGUUAAUGUUGGCAAGUUGUUCGAACGACCAAACCGUUCGAGUGUGGCUCGUUUCGACCCGGGAAUGUCGAGCUGAGUUACGAGCCCACGAACACGUAAUCGAAUGUAUAGCUUGGGCCCCAGAAUCUGCUUCAUCAGCUAUUAACGAGGCUGUCGGCUCCACCGAUAAUCGAAAAGCCUCGCAUACGGGGCCGUUUUUGGUGUCGGGAUCGCGAGAUAAAACGAUACGUAUUUGGGAUGUAACAGCGGCGGUUUGUUUGAUUUUACUUCAAGGGCACGAUAAUUGGGUUCGAGGAGUCGUUUUUCAUCCUGGAGGGAAAUUUUUGGUUUCUGCUAGUGAUGAUAAAACGCUACGCGUUUGGGAUCUGAGAAAUAAACGCUGUAUGAAAGUUAUUAAUGCUCAUAAACAUUUCUGUACGUCUUUAGAUUUUCAUAGGUCACAUCCUUAUGUUAUAUCUGGAAGUGUUGAUCAAACGGUGAAGGUAUGGGAGUGCCGUUAAACAUCAGAAAAGAUUAAAAAAAGGAGGAAAAGUGGAUUAUGGAUGUAAUUAUUGUUUUUUAAAAUGCAAUUUCUUCCUUUUUUGUUAAAAAAAAUCGAAGUAAUACUUAAGGGAAUGUAACUUAUUUAAGAUCGUAAUUUAUGUAAAGUUAUUUUUUUUUUUUUUUUAAUCGGAUUACCUCAAAGGUGGUUUGAUAUUUUUUUAAGUAAACAUACAUUAUAAAUUCUCCUAAUCUAGUAAAAACCUAAUAAAAAUUGGAACGAAAAAGCUUCCCAUUCAAAUGACGACGAUUUAUAAGUGGAUUUGAAUGCUUAGUUUUUUCUAAUAUAUAAAUAAUUAUUGUAUGCCUGUCUUAUGUAGCGCACGCCUCUAGAUACAAAGUAGUUUUGAAGCAGAAGUAAGCAUUGCCAGAAUGUUAAUUUAAAAAAAACCUAUAAAAAUAUCCUUUUAAGCAAGAUCUUACAAUAUAAACUAAAUAUGGAAUGUUCUUUUUUAGUAACUUAGUUUAUUACUUUGGCAAUUCUUACGCGAUAAUACUCUUUUGUAUAUUUCUUCCCCGUCAUAAACAAUAUUUACUAAAAAAAAGCUUAUUUUUGUUACUGUAUAAAUGAUUUAAGUGAUGUUAUUUUCUUUAAGAUAAAAAGAAAUUAAUAAUCAGUUCGAUUAUUGCACUAGCACAAUAUUCCUUAACGAAAACAAAGUGAAAAACUCAAUUAGAAUUGUUAUUUCCUGUAUAUACAUUUAAGAAUACAAAUUUAUAAAAUUGCAA